This is a messenger RNA of Loa loa (African eye worm), 240 nucleotides long. RefSeq lists its product as hypothetical. The annotation marks the transcript as partial. Gene Ontology annotation, molecular function: lipid binding. The record is from RefSeq and is a predicted model, not a curated record. NCBI's taxonomy places the organism in Eukaryota, Metazoa, Nematoda, Chromadorea, Rhabditida, Onchocercidae. The transcript has 2 exons.
GCUAAUGCAAUAUUAGCUGAUGUAAAAGCAUCAACAAUUUAUGAUGUUUUACAUGAUUCACAAUACAGACCAAAAUGGGAUAAAUAUCAUGUUGCAACUAUCGAUAUUGGCUUAAUUAAUCCAAACAAUGAUAUUUGUUAUUAUGCUGUAGGAGGUAUGUCACCGUUACAGGUUCGAGAUUUUGUCCUUCAACGAUCAUGGUUAGAUACCGGUAUGAAGAAAUAUAUUUGUAGUCAUUCA